AUGGCUGGUGCCAAAUUGGACAUUAAUGAAUGUGCAGGUGACCCAUGUGCCAAUGGUGGAAUCUGUAUUGAUAAACUCGCUGCCUAUGAAUGUAAUUGUACUGUAGGAUGGGAAGGCGAAAACUGUGAAAUAGAUAUUAACGAGUGUGCCAGCAUUCCAUGCUUGAAUGGAGAUACAUCGCCCUGUGCAGAAGACCCUUGCAUGAAUGGUGGAACGUGUGUUGGGUUGAGUACGGCAGUCUACAAGUGCAACUGCAUUGCUGGUUAUGUAGGAGAAAACUGUGAAGUGGAUGUGAAUGAAUGUUUCAGUGACCCUUGCCUAAAUGGGGGUACUUGCAAUGAUCUGGUUGACAUGUAUCAGUGUGAGUGUGUCAUCGGAUUCGCUGGCGUCAACUGUGAAGAAGAUGAUCGUCCCCAACUUGAGAUCGUCCGAAUCUGGAGCGAUGCUAUCACCGUCUACUGGACUGUGCUCAUCGAGGUCGAGUGGUUCAGGUUUGAGUAUCGGAAGGCUAACGGUUCAGAGUGGAUCACGAGUGACCUUAUGAGCGGAGAAAGACGUCUGUACAGUCUUAUUGAUCUUGAGAGUGAGACCAUCUAUGAACUGCAGCUUGUGAUGAGGAGGGCUGUAGGGGGGAGCGUCGCUACCACUGUACCGAUCACAGUUGUGACUUGUCAAAGAGGUUUCAGUGGAGAAAACUGUUCCCAAGAUGCAACAGGCCUGCCAUUCAACAUACAAAUCCAGACAGCUCGGACCAACUCUCUCACGGUGACUUGGGAUGCAGACUUCACCCCUCCCACCAACAACCGCAUCCAGCUCCAGUAUCGACGCUAUGGAACCACCACCUGGAUACCCGGACCAAGGGUUGUCGAUGUCUCCCAGGGGAUAGCCGAUAUUCCUUCCCUGAGAGGAAACGAGUACUACGAGGUCAGGAUCUAUGUUGGAGAUCUGGACAUUCAGCUUUUUAAUUACACCUUGGUUAACAGGUUCUAUACGUGUGAGCCCAACCGGGUUGGACCAAACUGUGAAAACGAAUACAGGAUAUGUACUAUUUGGGGAGAUCCCCAUUACAUCACCUUUGAUCAAGUCUCGUACAACUACCAGGGAGACUGCGAAUACACCCUGGUAACCGAUGACUGCAUGGCCUCAGAGAACCCUGCCACCUUGCCGAGCUUCCAUCUGUGGAGUGACAAUGUGAAGCGUUUGCCCUCGGACAGGGUGGCUUUCCUACGAGAGAUCGGGUUGGAGCUGGAUGGGACGUUGUUUACUGUCGAGAGAGACCAUGUCCUCAGGAUUGAUGGAAUCAACGUGACGCCCCCUCUGAGGUCUGGACAGGUGUUUAUUUUCUACACUGGAUCACAUACAAUCAUUGCAACUGACUUUGGCCUACGCGUAAAAUACGAUGGAGAGUUUAGAGCUGAAAUCACACUUCCAGAUACAUACAAGAACAUCACUUGCGGUCUGUGUGGUACAUAUGAUGGCCUUCAGGAUAAUGAGUAUACUAAGGAAAAUGGUCUAGUGGUGACAUCUGCCCGUGAGUUUGCCAAUAGUUGGACUCGAUCUGAUUGUGAUAUUCCAUUACAAGAUGAUACUCCGUGCUUGGAUGAUGGAACAAGGACUCAGGCACAGGAACUCUGUGACAUUCUUAUUGAUGAAAGUGGUGUACUUGGUGAUUGCUUCGGUGUCGUUGAUCCAGCGAUGUACUACGAUGCCUGCGUGUACGAUCUGUGUUUUACUCUCCCGGAGGAUGAUCUGCUCUGUGCUGACGUCGAUUCCUAUGCAUCGGCCUGUAGGGAGGCUGGAGGAGUUCCCGGAAACUGGAGAGCAGAGCUUACUCAGUGUGAGGUGACUUGUCCUGUCAACUCAACUUUCCAGACUUGUGCCAGUGGCUGUCAACCUGCCUGUUAUGACAUGAACCUUCAGGCUAACUGCCCGGUGUCCUGUGUCGAGGCAUGUGUUUGUGACGAGGGUCUGGUCUUGGAUGGUGAUAAGUGUGUUGACCCUCAAAACUGCGGUUGUUUGGGGCCACUUGGUGAAUACCGCUCUCCUGGUGAAACGUGGACUUCUAAUGACUGCAGUUUGAAAUGUACCUGUUCCGGAGGGAGCGUACUUUGUUCCAGUGGACCUUGCGGAAAUAACGAGGAGUGCACCAUUAAGAGAGGGGUCAGAGACUGUUACUGUGUGGACGAAUACUCUAGAGAUGAUAAUCAAGAAUGCGUGAGAGAUCCAGGGCGUUGUGUUGUUCGCGGGGAUCCCCAUUACCGGACCUUCGACCGUCACCGCUACAACUUCCAAGGCGAUUGCGAAUACACUCUGAUCAGACCUUGCAACAACAACAACAGCAGUCUUGAGGACUUCCAUCUCUGGGGCAACAACCGAAAGAACAGUCCCUCUGAUAGAGUGUCCUACUUGAGAGGCUUUACUCUGGAGUAUAAUGGGACGUUGUACAGGGUGGAGAGUGGGAAUAAGGUGUUUUUCAACGGGAGGAGACUCUUGGGUUCUCUCUUCAGCUAUGGCAAUGAUGUCAGGAUACAGUGGGAUAGUGAGUACCUGUACUUGGUGACCUCUUUUGGAUUGCAAGUUGUUUAUGACGGCAAGCACACUGCAGAUAUAGACCUGAGCUAUGAUUACUGGACCAAGACAUGCGGCCUAUGCGGUACCUUUGAUGGCGAUGAUGGAAACGAAUACAGACGCCAAGAUGGGUCGCAGACACCAUACUUGACGGUCUUUACCCAGGACUGGGUCGUUGACGCCGCAACCUGCAAUGGGGAAUCCCCUGAACCACCUGUGUGUGAAGGAGACACGUAUGAGGAUGCACUGGACCUCUGUUAUAUUUUCAGCUACAUUGAUAGUCCUCUGUCCGAGUGCUUUGACUAUGUAUCACCUCGUGAUAUCUAUGAGGACUGUGUCUAUGACUCGUGUGCCCUCGGUCCUGACUUUGAUAUAUGUGACUACAUCCAGGAAUAUGCCUUGAUCUGUAUGGAUGAAGGCAUUGAUCUUGGAGAUUGGAGAUCAGAGGUUCCAGAAUGUGCUAUAACCUGCACUGGAGGUAAAGUGUACCAGACCGGAGCGAGUGCGUGUCAACCGACCUGUGGGUUCCAGCCCUCUGGCCCCUGCACCCGCCCCUCCUACGACAGGUGCGUCUGUCCAGACGGCCUCGUGGAGGAUGGAGACCGGUGUGUUGACCCUAACGAGUGCGGGUGUGAUUUCUUCUACGGAGGAGAGAACAUCCACAUGGAGUCUCGCUCUGAAUGGAUCAGUGAUACCUGCGACCGCCGUUGUACCUGUACAGGAAUCACCCUGACCUGUUCCGACAUAGAGUGCGGAGAGUUUGAAGAAUGCAUCAUCAAGGGCGGGGUCAGGGAUUGCUACUGCUUUGACAGGUUCACCCGCAACGAGGACGAUAUAUGCAUCAGAGCUCCCGGGGAAUGCACCGUUUGGGGUGACCCUCACUACAGCACCUUCGACAACGGUAGGCACGACUUCCAGGGAGAUUGUGAGUACACCCUGGUUAGACCGUGCACCGAUCGUACCGAUCUCGUCGACUUCCACCUCUGGGGGGAUAACAAGAAGAUCCAACCUUCACAGACGGUGUCGUACCUGAGGGAGAUUGUGCUUGAGGUGAACGGCACCAGCAUUGCAAUCAGGCAGAACCGUGAGAUCCUGGUGAACGGAGCCAGGAGGAUGGCUCCCAUUAGGAUGAACAAUGGCAUCAUGAUACGUACUGAAGGUGCCUACUCGAUCAUUGAGACUAAUUUUGGGUUGGAAGUGCGAUAUGACGGUGGAAGCACUGCCCAUAUUAAGAUUUCAUAUGACUACUGGAAUGCUACAUGUGGACUUUGUGGUACCUUUGACGACGACAGCACCAAUGAAUUCAGGUUACCAGACGGCAGUGUGACAUCAUCUGAAAAUGUCUUUGGUAAUAGUUGGGUGUUAGAUGCCUAUGAGUGUGACCCCGAUUUAGAGAGACCAGUCGACAGGUGUAAGGAGGAUUCUGCUAUCAAAGAUCUGGUGGAAGAUAUCUGCUAUAUCUUUAUCAAUCCAGAAGGACCCCUUGGUGACUGUCUUGACUUUGUGAACGAGGAUGAUUACUACGAUGCCUGUAUCUUUGAUCUCUGCUACACCGAUCCUGGUAACGACAUCAUCUGCGGGGCCUUGCAGGAGUACGUUCAGCAAUGCAGGGAUGCCAACGGCAUCAUCGGAAACUGGAGAGAGAGUGUGCUACAGUGUCCAUUUGAGUGUCCCACCGGCAAGACCUACCAGCCCUGUGGAAGUGCCUGCCAGCCAAGCUGCGCCUUACCCGAGGCAGACCUGAACUGCACCCUUCCCUGCCAAGAGACCUGUAGCUGCCCAGAGGGACAGCUAGACGAUGGAGGGCGAUGCGUGGAACCUGAGAAUUGUGGAUGCACCCUUCCUGAUGGCAGUUACAUAUCGGCUGGAAUGAUGUGGAUCAGCGAUGAUUGCUCUGAAUCUUGUAGCUGUUCAGGAGGAGUGACAGAGUGUUUGCCGUAUGGAUGCAAGGAAUAUCAGGAAUGUCGAAUCAAAGGCAACAUCCGAGACUGCUACUGCAGAGACAGAUUCACCUACGAUGGUGAACAGUGCAUCAGAGAGGAUGGCACUUGCACCAUCUGGGGAGAUCCCCAUUACAGCACCUUUGACAACGUGAAGUAUGACUUCCAAGGGGACUGUGACUACACCUUAGUCAGGCCGUGCUCCAUCCGACCCGGCAUGGUGGAUUUCCACAUCUGGGGAGGCAACGAAAAGAACCGCCCAUCCAGCACAGUGACCCUCAUGAGACGUAUCAGCCUGGAGGUCAAUGGAACAGUCUAUACGGUAUCCAAGGACAACGGCAUCUACCUGAACGGAGAGCUCAGGAACUCACCCGUUAUCGACCCCAAUGGGGUAGUUAUUAGAUCAGGAGUCAAAUAUACUAUUAUUGAGACUUACUUUGGGGUGACCAUUCGAUAUGAUCGCAGUGACACUGCCCAUAUACAGAUGCCCUUUGAAUACUGGAAUGCAACAUGUGGUCUUUGUGGAACGUUUGAUGAUGACAAAGCCAAUGACUUCAAGCUUCCUGAUGGCAGUAUAACCCCAUACGCAAACGUCUUUGGAAAUGGCUGGAUUCAGAAUGCUGAUGAGUGUGACCCUACCAUCACAGAUCCUAUUGAUAAUUGCGAGGAUGAUGAAGAUCUUUAUCAAGAAAUCAGGGAUAUCUGCUACAUUUUCAUUGAUCCCGAUGGUCCUCUAGGGAACUGUUUUGACUACGUUGAUUCCAAGGAUUACUAUGAAGCCUGUCUCUAUGAUCUGUGCCAUACUGAUCCUGGUAGUGACGUCAUCUGUCCUGCCAUCCAGGAGUACGCCCAACAGUGCAGGGAAGCCAACGGCCUUGUCGGACUCUGGAGAGCUGCUCUUCCACGGUGUGCAUUUGAGUGCCCCAUUGAUAGGAUCUAUGAGCUUUGUGGGAGUGCCUGUCAUCCAAGCUGUGCGGAACCGGAUGCUAAUAUCAACUGCACCUUACCAUGCCAAGAGACCUGUACCUGCCGUGAUGGCAAGCUGGAUGAUCGUGGGCGAUGCGUUGAGCCAUCGGAGUGUGGAUGCCUAGUCCCGGGUGGGAUCUAUAUCUCGGCUACUGAUUCCUGGACAAGCCCCGACUGCAGUGAACGAUGCACCUGCUUCAAUGGACAGGCUCAGUGUGAGCCGUUUGGAUGUACAGACGAUCAAGAAUGCGCACUGAGGAACGGUGUACAAGAUUGUUACUGCUUAGAUGGGUUUCUUUUGCUUGGAGACCUCUGUGUUAGGGCCCCUGGCCACUGUCAGAUCUGGGGUGAUCCUCAUUAUGUUACCUUCGAUAAGGAGAAGUACAACUUCCAGGGUUCCUGCGACUACACUUUGGUCAGAGAUUGCGGGAACUCCAGUGACUACCACCUUUGGUCCAACAAUGAACGACGGCGCCCAUCCAGCCGUGUUUCUUUCCUGACGGAAGUGAUACUUGAUCUAAGGGGUGCCCGAUACGCUUUGAUGAAGGGCUUCCAUGUCAGAGUAAAUGGCAUAGAUGUGUCUGACUACCUUCCCUACAUUGAUGACCAGGCCUUGAUCUACCGGGAUGUGACAUCAAUGAAUCUGGUAACAGAUUUCUUAUGGGUGAGUUAUGAUGGACAAGACAGCGCUGAUGUGUACCUCAGCUACUAUGCAGGAAGAACCUGUGGCCUUUGCGGAUCUUAUGAUGGUGACAAAAAUAAUGAUUUAAUGCUUCCUUCAGGGCAGUUGGCAAGAUCAGCAACAGAGUUUGGAAACAGUUGGGUUGUUAAUCCUGACCAGUGCGAAGAUGUGGAUCCAGGUCCAACUGACCCUUGUGAAAAUGGAGUGACCAGUCGGGAGGAUGCAAUAGAUCUUUGUUACUACCUUAAAGAUCCUCUUGGACCCUUUGCUUCCUGCCAUAGUUAUGUAGAUCCCGAAGACCACUAUGGCUCAUGUCUUUAUGAUGUAUGUGAGAUGGGCGAGGAAGCUCUAUGUACCAGUCUUGAACGAUACGCCCAGGCAUGCAAGAGCGCGGGUGGAAACCCUGGUACCUGGAGAGCACAUGUGCCAGAAUGCCCGCUGAACUGUCCUUCAAACACUGUGUACGAUCCAUGCUUCAGUGGCUGUCCAGCAACAUGUUCCUCUGCUUCCAGCUCAUUGUCCUGCAAUGCCACCUGCCAGGAGACAUGCCGAUGUGAGGAUGGACUGGUGCUCGAUGGCGGGAAGUGCGUUGAUCCAUCGCAGUGUGGUUGCACUCUGGACAACGGUGUUUAUAUUCCGUCUGGGGGAGCAUGGACCGACUCGGAUUGCACACAACACUGCACCUGUGAAGCUGGGCGUUCCCAGUGUGAUGCUUUUGAGUGCGGAGAGAACGAAGAAUGUGAUAUCAAGAACGGAGUUCCAAGCUGUUACUGCAAAGACGGCUACACCUCCCUUGGAGAUGCCUGCUUUAGAGCUCCUGGGUAUUGUCAGAUCUGGGGUGAUCCUCAUUAUGUUACCUUCGAUAAGAAGAACUACAACUUCCAGGGUGCCUGCGACUACACUUUGGUCAGAGAUUGCGGAAACUCCAGUGACUACCACCUGUGGUCCAACAAUGAACGACGGCGCCCAUCCGACCGUGUUUCUUUCCUGAGGGAAGUGAUACUUGAUCUAAGGGGUUCCCGAUAUUCUUUGAUGAAGGGCUUCCACGUCAGAGUAAAUGGCGUAGAUGUGUCUGACUACCUUCCCUACAUUGAUGACCAGGUCUGGAUCUACCGGGAUGUGACAUCAAUGAAUCUGGUCACAGAUUUCUUGUGGGUGAGCUACGACGGACAAGACAGCGCUGAUGUGUACCUCAGCUACUAUGCAGGAAGAACCUGUGGCCUUUGUGGAUCUUUUGAUGGCGAGAAGGAGAAUGAUAUGCUGCUUCCUUCCGGGGAUUUGGCAAGAUCUGCGACUGAGUUUGGAAACAGUUGGGUCGUUAAUCCUGACCAGUGCGAAGAUGUGGAUCCAGGUCCAACCGAUCCUUGCGAGGAGGUAGAGAACAGACUGACAGCAUCUAAUGAUCUCUGCUAUUACUUGAAGGAUCCUUCAGGACCAUUUGAAUCUUGCAUUGAGAUUUUGAGCCCUGACGACUACUACGACUCCUGCGUCUAUGACGUUUGCUUAACCGGUGAUGAUGCUCUGUGUGCCAGUCUCGCACAGUAUGCCCGUGCCUGCAAGAUGGAGGGAGGGGAUCCUGGCAGAUGGAGACUGGGUGUGGAUGAAUGCCAGCUGGACUGUCCUUCGAACACUGUGUACGAUCCAUGCUUCAGUGGCUGUCCAGCAACAUGUUCCUCUGCUUCCAGCUCAUUGUCCUGCAAUGCCACCUGCCAGGAGACAUGCCGAUGUGAGGAUGGACUGGUGCUCGAUGGCGGGAAGUGCGUUGAUCCAUCGCAGUGUGGUUGCACUCUGGACAACGGUGUUUAUAUUCCGUCUGGGGGAGCAUGGACCGACUCGGAUUGCACACAACACUGCACCUGUGAAGCUGGGCGUUCCCAGUGUGAUGCUUUUGAGUGCGGAGAGAACGAAGAAUGUGAUAUCAAGAACGGAGUUCCAAGCUGUUACUGCAAAGACGGCUACACCUCCCUUGGAGAUGCCUGCUUUAGAGCUCCUGGGUAUUGUCAGAUCUGGGGUGAUCCUCAUUAUGUUACCUUCGAUAAGAAGAACUACAACUUCCAGGGUGCCUGCGACUACACUUUGGUCAGAGAUUGCGGAAACUCCAGUGACUACCACCUGUGGUCCAACAAUGAACGACGGCGCCCAUCCGACCGUGUUUCUUUCCUGAGGGAAGUGAUACUUGAUCUAAGGGGUUCCCGAUAUUCUUUGAUGAAGGGCUUCCACGUCAGAGUAAAUGGCGUAGAUGUGUCUGACUACCUUCCCUACAUUGAUGACCAGGUCUGGAUCUACCGGGAUGUGACAUCAAUGAAUCUGGUCACAGAUUUCUUGUGGGUGAGCUACGACGGACAAGACAGCGCUGAUGUGUACCUCAGCUACUAUGCAGGAAGAACCUGUGGCCUUUGUGGAUCUUUUGAUGGCGAGAAGGAGAAUGAUAUGCUGCUUCCUUCCGGGGAUUUGGCAAGAUCUGCGACUGAGUUUGGAAACAGUUGGGUCGUUAAUCCUGACCAGUGCGAAGAUGUGGAUCCAGGUCCAACCGAUCCUUGCGAGGAGGUAGAGAACAGACUGACAGCAUCUAAUGAUCUCUGCUAUUACUUGAAGGAUCCUUCAGGACCAUUUGAAUCUUGCAUUGAGAUUUUGAGCCCUGACGACUACUACGACUCCUGCGUCUAUGACGUUUGCUUAACCGGUGAUGAUGCUCUGUGUGCCAGUCUCGCACAGUAUGCCCGUGCCUGCAAGAUGGAGGGAGGGGAUCCUGGCAGAUGGAGACUGGGUGUGGAUGAAUGCCAGCUGGACUGUCCUUCGAACACUGUGUACGAUCCAUGCUUCAGUGGCUGUCCAGCAACAUGUUCCUCUGCUUCCAGCUCAUUGUCCUGCAAUGCCACCUGCCAGGAGACAUGCCGAUGUGAGGAUGGACUGGUGCUCGAUGGCGGGAAGUGCGUUGAUCCAUCGCAGUGUGGUUGCACUCUGGACAACGGUGUUUAUAUUCCGUCUGGGGGAGCAUGGACCGACUCGGAUUGCACACAACACUGCACCUGUGAAGCUGGGCGUUCCCAGUGUGAUGCUUUUGAGUGCGGAGAGAACGAAGAAUGUGAUAUCAAGAACGGAGUUCCAAGCUGUUACUGCAAAGACGGCUACACCUCCCUUGGAGAUGCCUGCUUUAGAGCUCCUGGGUAUUGUCAGAUCUGGGGUGAUCCUCAUUAUGUUACCUUCGAUAAGAAGAACUACAACUUCCAGGGUGCCUGCGACUACACUUUGGUCAGAGAUUGCGGAAACUCCAGUGACUACCACCUGUGGUCCAACAAUGAACGACGGCGCCCAUCCGACCGUGUUUCUUUCCUGAGGGAAGUGAUACUUGAUCUAAGGGGUUCCCGAUAUUCUUUGAUGAAGGGCUUCCACGUCAGAGUAAAUGGCGUAGAUGUGUCUGACUACCUUCCCUACAUUGAUGACCAGGUCUGGAUCUACCGGGAUGUGACAUCAAUGAAUCUGGUCACAGAUUUCUUGUGGGUGAGCUACGACGGACAAGACAGCGCUGAUGUGUACCUCAGCUACUAUGCAGGAAGAACCUGUGGCCUUUGUGGAUCUUUUGAUGGCGAGAAGGAGAAUGAUAUGCUGCUUCCUUCCGGGGAUUUGGCAAGAUCUGCGACUGAGUUUGGAAACAGUUGGGUCGUUAAUCCUGACCAGUGCGAAGAUGUGGAUCCAGGUCCAACCGAUCCUUGCGAGGAGGUAGAGAACAGACUGACAGCAUCUAAUGAUCUCUGCUAUUACUUGAAGGAUCCUUCAGGACCAUUUGAAUCUUGCAUUGAGAUUUUGAGCCCUGACGACUACUACGACUCCUGCGUCUAUGACGUUUGCUUAACCGGUGAUGAUGCUCUGUGUGCCAGUCUCGCACAGUAUGCCCGUGCCUGCAAGAUGGAGGGAGGGGAUCCUGGCAGAUGGAGACUGGGUGUGGAUGAAUGCCAGCUGGACUGUCCUUCGAACACUGUGUACGAUCCAUGCUUCAGUGGCUGUCCAGCAACAUGUUCCUCUGCUUCCAGCUCAUUGUCCUGCAAUGCCACCUGCCAGGAGACAUGCCGAUGUGAGGAUGGACUGGUGCUCGAUGGCGGGAAGUGCGUUGAUCCAUCGCAGUGUGGUUGCACUCUGGACAACGGUGUUUAUAUUCCGUCUGGGGGAGCAUGGACCGACUCGGAUUGCACACAACACUGCACCUGUGAAGCUGGGCGUUCCCAGUGUGAUGCUUUUGAGUGCGGAGAGAACGAAGAAUGUGAUAUCAAGAACGGAGUUCCAAGCUGUUACUGCAAAGACGGCUACACCUCCCUUGGAGAUGCCUGCUUUAGAGCUCCUGGGUAUUGUCAGAUCUGGGGUGAUCCUCAUUAUGUUACCUUCGAUAAGAAGAACUACAACUUCCAGGGUGCCUGCGACUACACUUUGGUCAGAGAUUGCGGAAACUCCAGUGACUACCACCUGUGGUCCAACAAUGAACGACGGCGCCCAUCCGACCGUGUUUCUUUCCUGAGGGAAGUGAUACUUGAUCUAAGGGGUUCCCGAUAUUCUUUGAUGAAGGGCUUCCACGUCAGAGUAAAUGGCGUAGAUGUGUCUGACUACCUUCCCUACAUUGAUGACCAGGUCUGGAUCUACCGGGAUGUGACAUCAAUGAAUCUGGUCACAGAUUUCUUGUGGGUGAGCUACGACGGACAAGACAGCGCUGAUGUGUACCUCAGCUACUAUGCAGGAAGAACCUGUGGCCUUUGUGGAUCUUUUGAUGGCGAGAAGGAGAAUGAUAUGCUGCUUCCUUCCGGGGAUUUGGCAAGAUCUGCGACUGAGUUUGGAAACAGUUGGGUCGUUAAUCCUGACCAGUGCGAAGAUGUGGAUCCAGGUCCAACCGAUCCUUGCGAGGAGGUAGAGAACAGACUGACAGCAUCUAAUGAUCUCUGCUAUUACUUGAAGGAUCCUUCAGGACCAUUUGAAUCUUGCAUUGAGAUUUUGAGCCCUGACGACUACUACGACUCCUGCGUCUAUGACGUUUGCUUAACCGGUGAUGAUGCUCUGUGUGCCAGUCUCGCACAGUAUGCCCGUGCCUGCAAGAUGGAGGGAGGGGAUCCUGGCAGAUGGAGACUGGGUGUGGAUGAAUGCCAGCUGGACUGUCCUUCGAACACUGUGUACGAUCCAUGCUUCAGUGGCUGUCCAGCAACAUGUUCCUCUGCUUCCAGCUCAUUGUCCUGCAAUGCCACCUGCCAGGAGACAUGCCGAUGUGAGGAUGGACUGGUGCUCGAUGGCGGGAAGUGCGUUGAUCCAUCGCAGUGUGGUUGCACUCUGGACAACGGUGUUUAUAUUCCGUCUGGGGGAGCAUGGACCGACUCGGAUUGCACACAACACUGCACCUGUGAAGCUGGGCGUUCCCAGUGUGAUGCUUUUGAGUGCGGAGAGAACGAAGAAUGUGAUAUCAAGAACGGAGUUCCAAGCUGUUACUGCAAAGACGGCUACACCUCCCUUGGAGAUGCCUGCUUUAGAGCUCCUGGGUAUUGUCAGAUCUGGGGUGAUCCUCAUUAUGUUACCUUCGAUAAGAAGAACUACAACUUCCAGGGUGCCUGCGACUACACUUUGGUCAGAGAUUGCGGAAACUCCAGUGACUACCACCUGUGGUCCAACAAUGAACGACGGCGCCCAUCCGACCGUGUUUCUUUCCUGAGGGAAGUGAUACUUGAUCUAAGGGGUUCCCGAUAUUCUUUGAUGAAGGGCUUCCACGUCAGAGUAAAUGGCGUAGAUGUGUCUGACUACCUUCCCUACAUUGAUGACCAGGUCUGGAUCUACCGGGAUGUGACAUCAAUGAAUCUGGUCACAGAUUUCUUGUGGGUGAGCUACGACGGACAAGACAGCGCUGAUGUGUACCUCAGCUACUAUGCAGGAAGAACCUGUGGCCUUUGUGGAUCUUUUGAUGGCGAGAAGGAGAAUGAUAUGCUGCUUCCUUCCGGGGAUUUGGCAAGAUCUGCGACUGAGUUUGGAAACAGUUGGGUCGUUAAUCCUGACCAGUGCGAAGAUGUGGAUCCAGGUCCAACCGAUCCUUGCGAGGAGGUAGAGAACAGACUGACAGCAUCUAAUGAUCUCUGCUAUUACUUGAAGGAUCCUUCAGGACCAUUUGAAUCUUGCAUUGAGAUUUUGAGCCCUGACGACUACUACGACUCCUGCGUCUAUGACGUUUGCUUAACCGGUGAUGAUGCUCUGUGUGCCAGUCUCGCACAGUAUGCCCGUGCCUGCAAGAUGGAGGGAGGGGAUCCUGGCAGAUGGAGACUGGGUGUGGAUGAAUGCCAGCUGGACUGUCCUUCGAACACUGUGUACGAUCCAUGCUUCAGUGGCUGUCCAGCAACAUGUUCCUCUGCUUCCAGCUCAUUGUCCUGCAAUGCCACCUGCCAGGAGACAUGCCGAUGUGAGGAUGGACUGGUGCUCGAUGGCGGGAAGUGCGUUGAUCCAUCGCAGUGUGGUUGCACUCUGGACAACGGUGUUUAUAUUCCGUCUGGGGGAGCAUGGACCGACUCGGAUUGCACACAACACUGCACCUGUGAAGCUGGGCGUUCCCAGUGUGAUGCUUUUGAGUGCGGAGAGAACGAAGAAUGUGAUAUCAAGAACGGAGUUCCAAGCUGUUACUGCAAAGACGGCUACACCUCCCUUGGAGAUGCCUGCUUUAGAGCUCCUGGGUAUUGUCAGAUCUGGGGUGAUCCUCAUUAUGUUACCUUCGAUAAGAAGAACUACAACUUCCAGGGUGCCUGCGACUACACUUUGGUCAGAGAUUGCGGAAACUCCAGUGACUACCACCUGUGGUCCAACAAUGAACGACGGCGCCCAUCCGACCGUGUUUCUUUCCUGAGGGAAGUGAUACUUGAUCUAAGGGGUUCCCGAUAUUCUUUGAUGAAGGGCUUCCACGUCAGAGUAAAUGGCGUAGAUGUGUCUGACUACCUUCCCUACAUUGAUGACCAGGUCUGGAUCUACCGGGAUGUGACAUCAAUGAAUCUGGUCACAGAUUUCUUGUGGGUGAGCUACGACGGACAAGACAGCGCUGAUGUGUACCUCAGCUACUAUGCAGGAAGAACCUGUGGCCUUUGUGGAUCUUUUGAUGGCGAGAAGGAGAAUGAUAUGCUGCUUCCUUCCGGGGAUUUGGCAAGAUCUGCGACUGAGUUUGGAAACAGUUGGGUCGUUAAUCCUGACCAGUGCGAAGAUGUGGAUCCAGGUCCAACCGAUCCUUGCGAGGAGGUAGAGAACAGACUGACAGCAUCUAAUGAUCUCUGCUAUUACUUGAAGGAUCCUUCAGGACCAUUUGAAUCUUGCAUUGAGAUUUUGAGCCCUGACGACUACUACGACUCCUGCGUCUAUGACGUUUGCUUAACCGGUGAUGAUGCUCUGUGUGCCAGUCUCGCACAGUAUGCCCGUGCCUGCAAGAUGGAGGGAGGGGAUCCUGGCAGAUGGAGACUGGGUGUGGAUGAAUGCCAGCUGGACUGUCCUUCGAACACUGUGUACGAUCCAUGCUUCAGUGGCUGUCCAGCAACAUGUUCCUCUGCUUCCAGCUCAUUGUCCUGCAAUGCCACCUGCCAGGAGACAUGCCGAUGUGAGGAUGGACUGGUGCUCGAUGGCGGGAAGUGCGUUGAUCCAUCGCAGUGUGGUUGCACUCUGGACAACGGUGUUUAUAUUCCGUCUGGGGGAGCAUGGACCGACUCGGAUUGCACACAACACUGCACCUGUGAAGCUGGGCGUUCCCAGUGUGAUGCUUUUGAGUGCGGAGAGAACGAAGAAUGUGAUAUCAAGAACGGAGUUCCAAGCUGUUACUGCAAAGACGGCUACACCUCCCUUGGAGAUGCCUGCUUUAGAGCUCCUGGGUAUUGUCAGAUCUGGGGUGAUCCUCAUUAUGUUACCUUCGAUAAGAAGAACUACAACUUCCAGGGUGCCUGCGACUACACUUUGGUCAGAGAUUGCGGAAACUCCAGUGACUACCACCUGUGGUCCAACAAUGAACGACGGCGCCCAUCCGACCGUGUUUCUUUCCUGAGGGAAGUGAUACUUGAUCUAAGGGGUUCCCGAUAUUCUUUGAUGAAGGGCUUCCACGUCAGAGUAAAUGGCGUAGAUGUGUCUGACUACCUUCCCUACAUUGAUGACCAGGUCUGGAUCUACCGGGAUGUGACAUCAAUGAAUCUGGUCACAGAUUUCUUGUGGGUGAGCUACGACGGACAAGACAGCGCUGAUGUGUACCUCAGCUACUAUGCAGGAAGAACCUGUGGCCUUUGUGGAUCUUUUGAUGGCGAGAAGGAGAAUGAUAUGCUGCUUCCUUCCGGGGAUUUGGCAAGAUCUGCGACUGAGUUUGGAAACAGUUGGGUCGUUAAUCCUGACCAGUGCGAAGAUGUGGAUCCAGGUCCAACCGAUCCUUGCGAGGAGGUAGAGAACAGACUGACAGCAUCUAAUGAUCUCUGCUAUUACUUGAAGGAUCCUUCAGGACCAUUUGAAUCUUGCAUUGAGAUUUUGAGCCCUGACGACUACUACGACUCCUGCGUCUAUGACGUUUGCUUAACCGGUGAUGAUGCUCUGUGUGCCAGUCUCGCACAGUAUGCCCGUGCCUGCAAGAUGGAGGGAGGGGAUCCUGGCAGAUGGAGACUGGGUGUGGAUGAAUGCCAGCUGGACUGUCCUUCGAACACUGUGUACGAUCCAUGCUUCAGUGGCUGUCCAGCAACAUGUUCCUCUGCUUCCAGCUCAUUGUCCUGCAAUGCCACCUGCCAGGAGACAUGCCGAUGUGAGGAUGGACUGGUGCUCGAUGGCGGGAAGUGCGUUGAUCCAUCGCAGUGUGGUUGCACUCUGGACAACGGUGUUUAUAUUCCGUCUGGGGGAGCAUGGACCGACUCGGAUUGCACACAACACUGCACCUGUGAAGCUGGGCGUUCCCAGUGUGAUGCUUUUGAGUGCGGAGAGAACGAAGAAUGUGAUAUCAAGAACGGAGUUCCAAGCUGUUACUGCAAAGACGGCUACACCUCCCUUGGAGAUGCCUGCUUUAGAGCUCCUGGGUAUUGUCAGAUCUGGGGUGAUCCUCAUUAUGUUACCUUCGAUAAGAAGAACUACAACUUCCAGGGUGCCUGCGACUACACUUUGGUCAGAGAUUGCGGAAACUCCAGUGACUACCACCUGUGGUCCAACAAUGAACGACGGCGCCCAUCCGACCGUGUUUCUUUCCUGAGGGAAGUGAUACUUGAUCUAAGGGGUUCCCGAUAUUCUUUGAUGAAGGGCUUCCACGUCAGAGUAAAUGGCGUAGAUGUGUCUGACUACCUUCCCUACAUUGAUGACCAGGUCUGGAUCUACCGGGAUGUGACAUCAAUGAAUCUGGUCACAGAUUUCUUGUGGGUGAGCUACGACGGACAAGACAGCGCUGAUGUGUACCUCAGCUACUAUGCAGGAAGAACCUGUGGCCUUUGUGGAUCUUUUGAUGGCGAGAAGGAGAAUGAUAUGCUGCUUCCUUCCGGGGAUUUGGCAAGAUCUGCGACUGAGUUUGGAAACAGUUGGGUCGUUAAUCCUGACCAGUGCGAAGAUGUGGAUCCAGGUCCAACCGAUCCUUGCGAGGAGGUAGAGAACAGACUGACAGCAUCUAAUGAUCUCUGCUAUUACUUGAAGGAUCCUUCAGGACCAUUUGAAUCUUGCAUUGAGAUUUUGAGCCCUGACGACUACUACGACUCCUGCGUCUAUGACGUUUGCUUAACCGGUGAUGAUGCUCUGUGUGCCAGUCUCGCACAGUAUGCCCGUGCCUGCAAGAUGGAGGGAGGGGAUCCUGGCAGAUGGAGACUGGGUGUGGAUGAAUGCCAGCUGGACUGUCCUUCGAACACUGUGUACGAUCCAUGCUUCAGUGGCUGUCCAGCAACAUGUUCCUCUGCUUCCAGCUCAUUGUCCUGCAAUGCCACCUGCCAGGAGACAUGCCGAUGUGAGGAUGGACUGGUGCUCGAUGGCGGGAAGUGCGUUGAUCCAUCGCAGUGUGGUUGCACUCUGGACAACGGUGUUUAUAUUCCGUCUGGGGGAGCAUGGACCGACUCGGAUUGCACACAACACUGCACCUGUGAAGCUGGGCGUUCCCAGUGUGAUGCUUUUGAGUGCGGAGAGAACGAAGAAUGUGAUAUCAAGAACGGAGUUCCAAGCUGUUACUGCAAAGACGGCUACACCUCCCUUGGAGAUGCCUGCUUUAGAGCUCCUGGGUAUUGUCAGAUCUGGGGUGAUCCUCAUUAUGUUACCUUCGAUAAGAAGAACUACAACUUCCAGGGUGCCUGCGACUACACUUUGGUCAGAGAUUGCGGAAACUCCAGUGACUACCACCUGUGGUCCAACAAUGAACGACGGCGCCCAUCCGACCGUGUUUCUUUCCUGAGGGAAGUGAUACUUGAUCUAAGGGGUUCCCGAUAUUCUUUGAUGAAGGGCUUCCACGUCAGAGUAAAUGGCGUAGAUGUGUCUGACUACCUUCCCUACAUUGAUGACCAGGUCUGGAUCUACCGGGAUGUGACAUCAAUGAAUCUGGUCACAGAUUUCUUGUGGGUGAGCUACGACGGACAAGACAGCGCUGAUGUGUACCUCAGCUACUAUGCAGGAAGAACCUGUGGCCUUUGUGGAUCUUUUGAUGGCGAGAAGGAGAAUGAUAUGCUGCUUCCUUCCGGGGAUUUGGCAAGAUCUGCGACUGAGUUUGGAAACAGUUGGGUCGUUAAUCCUGACCAGUGCGAAGAUGUGGAUCCAGGUCCAACCGAUCCUUGCGAGGAGGUAGAGAACAGACUGACAGCAUCUAAUGAUCUCUGCUAUUACUUGAAGGAUCCUUCAGGACCAUUUGAAUCUUGCAUUGAGAUUUUGAGCCCUGACGACUACUACGACUCCUGCGUCUAUGACGUUUGCUUAACCGGUGAUGAUGCUCUGUGUGCCAGUCUCGCACAGUAUGCCCGUGCCUGCAAGAUGGAGGGAGGGGAUCCUGGCAGAUGGAGACUGGGUGUGGAUGAAUGCCAGCUGGACUGUCCUUCGAACACUGUGUACGAUCCAUGCUUCAGUGGCUGUCCAGCAACAUGUUCCUCUGCUUCCAGCUCAUUGUCCUGCAAUGCCACCUGCCAGGAGACAUGCCGAUGUGAGGAUGGACUGGUGCUCGAUGGCGGGAAGUGCGUUGAUCCAUCGCAGUGUGGUUGCACUCUGGACAACGGUGUUUAUAUUCCGUCUGGGGGAGCAUGGACCGACUCGGAUUGCACACAACACUGCACCUGUGAAGCUGGGCGUUCCCAGUGUGAUGCUUUUGAGUGCGGAGAGAACGAAGAAUGUGAUAUCAAGAACGGAGUUCCAAGCUGUUACUGCAAAGACGGCUACACCUCCCUUGGAGAUGCCUGCUUUAGAGCUCCUGGGUAUUGUCAGAUCUGGGGUGAUCCUCAUUAUGUUACCUUCGAUAAGAAGAACUACAACUUCCAGGGUGCCUGCGACUACACUUUGGUCAGAGAUUGCGGAAACUCCAGUGACUACCACCUGUGGUCCAACAAUGAACGACGGCGCCCAUCCGACCGUGUUUCUUUCCUGAGGGAAGUGAUACUUGAUCUAAGGGGUUCCCGAUAUUCUUUGAUGAAGGGCUUCCACGUCAGAGUAAAUGGCGUAGAUGUGUCUGACUACCUUCCCUACAUUGAUGACCAGGUCUGGAUCUACCGGGAUGUGACAUCAAUGAAUCUGGUCACAGAUUUCUUGUGGGUGAGCUACGACGGACAAGACAGCGCUGAUGUGUACCUCAGCUACUAUGCAGGAAGAACCUGUGGCCUUUGUGGAUCUUUUGAUGGCGAGAAGGAGAAUGAUAUGCUGCUUCCUUCCGGGGAUUUGGCAAGAUCUGCGACUGAGUUUGGAAACAGUUGGGUCGUUAAUCCUGACCAGUGCGAAGAUGUGGAUCCAGGUCCAACCGAUCCUUGCGAGGAGGUAGAGAACAGACUGACAGCAUCUAAUGAUCUCUGCUAUUACUUGAAGGAUCCUUCAGGACCAUUUGAAUCUUGCAUUGAGAUUUUGAGCCCUGACGACUACUACGACUCCUGCGUCUAUGACGUUUGCUUAACCGGUGAUGAUGCUCUGUGUGCCAGUCUCGCACAGUAUGCCCGUGCCUGCAAGAUGGAGGGAGGGGAUCCUGGCAGAUGGAGACUGGGUGUGGAUGAAUGCCAGCUGGACUGUCCUUCGAACACUGUGUACGAUCCAUGCUUCAGUGGCUGUCCAGCAACAUGUUCCUCUGCUUCCAGCUCAUUGUCCUGCAAUGCCACCUGCCAGGAGACAUGCCGAUGUGAGGAUGGACUGGUGCUCGAUGGCGGGAAGUGCGUUGAUCCAUCGCAGUGUGGUUGCACUCUGGACAACGGUGUUUAUAUUCCGUCUGGGGGAGCAUGGACCGACUCGGAUUGCACACAACACUGCACCUGUGAAGCUGGGCGUUCCCAGUGUGAUGCUUUUGAGUGCGGAGAGAACGAAGAAUGUGAUAUCAAGAACGGAGUUCCAAGCUGUUACUGCAAAGACGGCUACACCUCCCUUGGAGAUGCCUGCUUUAGAGCUCCUGGGUAUUGUCAGAUCUGGGGUGAUCCUCAUUAUGUUACCUUCGAUAAGAAGAACUACAACUUCCAGGGUGCCUGCGACUACACUUUGGUCAGAGAUUGCGGAAACUCCAGUGACUACCACCUGUGGUCCAACAAUGAACGACGGCGCCCAUCCGACCGUGUUUCUUUCCUGAGGGAAGUGAUACUUGAUCUAAGGGGUUCCCGAUAUUCUUUGAUGAAGGGCUUCCACGUCAGAGUAAAUGGCGUAGAUGUGUCUGACUACCUUCCCUACAUUGAUGACCAGGUCUGGAUCUACCGGGAUGUGACAUCAAUGAAUCUGGUCACAGAUUUCUUGUGGGUGAGCUACGACGGACAAGACAGCGCUGAUGUGUACCUCAGCUACUAUGCAGGAAGAACCUGUGGCCUUUGUGGAUCUUUUGAUGGCGAGAAGGAGAAUGAUAUGCUGCUUCCUUCCGGGGAUUUGGCAAGAUCUGCGACUGAGUUUGGAAACAGUUGGGUCGUUAAUCCUGACCAGUGCGAAGAUGUGGAUCCAGGUCCAACCGAUCCUUGCGAGGAGGUAGAGAACAGACUGACAGCAUCUAAUGAUCUCUGCUAUUACUUGAAGGAUCCUUCAGGACCAUUUGAAUCUUGCAUUGAGAUUUUGAGCCCUGACGACUACUACGACUCCUGCGUCUAUGACGUUUGCUUAACCGGUGAUGAUGCUCUGUGUGCCAGUCUCGCACAGUAUGCCCGUGCCUGCAAGAUGGAGGGAGGGGAUCCUGGCAGAUGGAGACUGGGUGUGGAUGAAUGCCAGCUGGACUGUCCUUCGAACACUGUGUACGAUCCAUGCUUCAGUGGCUGUCCAGCAACAUGUUCCUCUGCUUCCAGCUCAUUGUCCUGCAAUGCCACCUGCCAGGAGACAUGCCGAUGUGAGGAUGGACUGGUGCUCGAUGGCGGGAAGUGCGUUGAUCCAUCGCAGUGUGGUUGCACUCUGGACAACGGUGUUUAUAUUCCGUCUGGGGGAGCAUGGACCGACUCGGAUUGCACACAACACUGCACCUGUGAAGCUGGGCGUUCCCAGUGUGAUGCUUUUGAGUGCGGAGAGAACGAAGAAUGUGAUAUCAAGAACGGAGUUCCAAGCUGUUACUGCAAAGACGGCUACACCUCCCUUGGAGAUGCCUGCUUUAGAGCUCCUGGGUAUUGUCAGAUCUGGGGUGAUCCUCAUUAUGUUACCUUCGAUAAGAAGAACUACAACUUCCAGGGUGCCUGCGACUACACUUUGGUCAGAGAUUGCGGAAACUCCAGUGACUACCACCUGUGGUCCAACAAUGAACGACGGCGCCCAUCCGACCGUGUUUCUUUCCUGAGGGAAGUGAUACUUGAUCUAAGGGGUUCCCGAUAUUCUUUGAUGAAGGGCUUCCACGUCAGAGUAAAUGGCGUAGAUGUGUCUGACUACCUUCCCUACAUUGAUGACCAGGUCUGGAUCUACCGGGAUGUGACAUCAAUGAAUCUGGUCACAGAUUUCUUGUGGGUGAGCUACGACGGACAAGACAGCGCUGAUGUGUACCUCAGCUACUAUGCAGGAAGAACCUGUGGCCUUUGUGGAUCUUUUGAUGGCGAGAAGGAGAAUGAUAUGCUGCUUCCUUCCGGGGAUUUGGCAAGAUCUGCGACUGAGUUUGGAAACAGUUGGGUCGUUAAUCCUGACCAGUGCGAAGAUGUGGAUCCAGGUCCAACCGAUCCUUGCGAGGAGGUAGAGAACAGACUGACAGCAUCUAAUGAUCUCUGCUAUUACUUGAAGGAUCCUUCAGGACCAUUUGAAUCUUGCAUUGAGAUUUUGAGCCCUGACGACUACUACGACUCCUGCGUCUAUGACGUUUGCUUAACCGGUGAUGAUGCUCUGUGUGCCAGUCUCGCACAGUAUGCCCGUGCCUGCAAGAUGGAGGGAGGGGAUCCUGGCAGAUGGAGACUGGGUGUGGAUGAAUGCCAGCUGGACUGUCCUUCGAACACUGUGUACGAUCCAUGCUUCAGUGGCUGUCCAGCAACAUGUUCCUCUGCUUCCAGCUCAUUGUCCUGCAAUGCCACCUGCCAGGAGACAUGCCGAUGUGAGGAUGGACUGGUGCUCGAUGGCGGGAAGUGCGUUGAUCCAUCGCAGUGUGGUUGCACUCUGGACAACGGUGUUUAUAUUCCGUCUGGGGGAGCAUGGACCGACUCGGAUUGCACACAACACUGCACCUGUGAAGCUGGGCGUUCCCAGUGUGAUGCUUUUGAGUGCGGAGAGAACGAAGAAUGUGAUAUCAAGAACGGAGUUCCAAGCUGUUACUGCAAAGACGGCUACACCUCCCUUGGAGAUGCCUGCUUUAGAGCUCCUGGGUAUUGUCAGAUCUGGGGUGAUCCUCAUUAUGUUACCUUCGAUAAGAAGAACUACAACUUCCAGGGUGCCUGCGACUACACUUUGGUCAGAGAUUGCGGAAACUCCAGUGACUACCACCUGUGGUCCAACAAUGAACGACGGCGCCCAUCCGACCGUGUUUCUUUCCUGAGGGAAGUGAUACUUGAUCUAAGGGGUUCCCGAUAUUCUUUGAUGAAGGGCUUCCACGUCAGAGUAAAUGGCGUAGAUGUGUCUGACUACCUUCCCUACAUUGAUGACCAGGUCUGGAUCUACCGGGAUGUGACAUCAAUGAAUCUGGUCACAGAUUUCUUGUGGGUGAGCUACGACGGACAAGACAGCGCUGAUGUGUACCUCAGCUACUAUGCAGGAAGAACCUGUGGCCUUUGUGGAUCUUUUGAUGGCGAGAAGGAGAAUGAUAUGCUGCUUCCUUCCGGGGAUUUGGCAAGAUCUGCGACUGAGUUUGGAAACAGUUGGGUUGUUAAUCCUGACCAGUGCGAAGAUGUGGAUCCAGGUCCAACCGAUCCUUGCGAGGAGGUAGAGAACAGACUGACAGCAUCUAAUGAUCUCUGCUAUUACUUGAAGGAUCCUUCAGGACCAUUUGAAUCUUGCAUUGAGAUUUUGAGCCCUGACGACUACUACGACUCCUGCGUCUAUGACGUUUGCUUAACCGGUGAUGAUGCUCUGUGUGCCAGUCUCGCACAGUAUGCCCGUGCCUGCAAGAUGGAGGGAGGGGAUCCUGGCAGAUGGAGACUGGGUGUGGAUGAAUGCCAGCUGGACUGUCCUUCGAACACUGUGUACGAUCCAUGCUUCAGUGGCUGUCCAGCAACAUGUUCCUCUGCUUCCAGCUCAUUGUCCUGCAAUGCCACCUGCCAGGAGACAUGCCGAUGUGAGGAUGGACUGGUGCUCGAUGGCGGGAAGUGCGUUGAUCCAUCGCAGUGUGGUUGCACUCUGGACAACGGUGUUUAUAUUCCGUCUGGGGGAGCAUGGACCGACUCGGAUUGCACACAACACUGCACCUGUGAAGCUGGGCGUUCCCAGUGUGAUGCUUUUGAGUGCGGAGAGAACGAAGAAUGUGAUAUCAAGAACGGAGUUCCAAGCUGUUACUGCAAAGACGGCUACACCUCCCUUGGAGAUGCCUGCUUUAGAGCUCCUGGGUAUUGUCAGAUCUGGGGUGAUCCUCAUUAUGUUACCUUCGAUAAGAAGAACUACAACUUCCAGGGUGCCUGCGACUACACUUUGGUCAGAGAUUGCGGAAACUCCAGUGACUACCACCUGUGGUCCAACAAUGAACGACGGCGCCCAUCCGACCGUGUUUCUUUCCUGAGGGAAGUGAUACUUGAUCUAAGGGGUUCCCGAUAUUCUUUGAUGAAGGGCUUCCACGUCAGAGUAAAUGGCGUAGAUGUGUCUGACUACCUUCCCUACAUUGAUGACCAGGUCUGGAUCUACCGGGAUGUGACAUCAAUGAAUCUGGUCACAGAUUUCUUGUGGGUGAGCUACGACGGACAAGACAGCGCUGAUGUGUACCUCAGCUACUAUGCAGGAAGAACCUGUGGCCUUUGUGGAUCUUUUGAUGGCGAGAAGGAGAAUGAUAUGCUGCUUCCUUCCGGGGAUUUGGCAAGAUCUGCGACUGAGUUUGGAAACAGUUGGGUUGUUAAUCCUGACCAGUGCGAAGAUGUGGAUCCAGGUCCAACCGAUCCUUGCGAGGAGGUAGAGAACAGACUGACAGCAUCUAAUGAUCUCUGCUAUUACUUGAAGGAUCCUUCAGGACCAUUUGAAUCUUGCAUUGAGAUUUUGAGCCCUGACGACUACUACGACUCCUGCGUCUAUGACGUUUGCUUAACCGGUGAUGAUGCUCUGUGUGCCAGUCUCGCACAGUAUGCCCGUGCCUGCAAGAUGGAGGGAGGGGAUCCUGGCAGAUGGAGACUGGGUGUGGAUGAAUGCCAGCUGGACUGUCCUUCGAACACUGUGUACGAUCCAUGCUUCAUUGGCUGUCCAGCAACAUGUUCCUCUGCUUCCAGCUCAUUGUCCUGCAAUGCCACCUGCCAGGAGACAUGCCGAUGUGAGGAUGGACUGGUGCUCGAUGGCGGGAAGUGCGUUGAUCCAUCGCAGUGUGGUUGCACUCUGGACAACGGUGUUUAUAUUCCGUCUGGGGGAGCAUGGACCGACUCGGAUUGCACACAACACUGCACCUGUGAAGCUGGGCGUUCCCAGUGUGAUGCUUUUGAGUGCGGAGAGAACGAAGAAUGUGAUAUCAAGAACGGAGUUCCAAGCUGUUACUGCAAAGACGGCUACACCUCCCUUGGAGAUGCCUGCUUUAGAGCUCCUGGGUAUUGUCAGAUCUGGGGUGAUCCUCAUUAUGUUACCUUCGAUAAGAAGAACUACAACUUCCAGGGUGCCUGCGACUACACUUUGGUCAGAGAUUGCGGAAACUCCAGUGACUACCACCUGUGGUCCAACAAUGAACGACGGCGCCCAUCCGACCGUGUUUCUUUCCUGAGGGAAGUGAUACUUGAUCUAAGGGGUUCCCGAUAUUCUUUGAUGAAGGGCUUCCACGUCAGAGUAAAUGGCGUAGAUGUGUCUGACUACCUUCCCUACAUUGAUGACCAGGUCUGGAUCUACCGGGAUGUGACAUCAAUGAAUCUGGUCACAGAUUUCUUGUGGGUGAGCUACGACGGACAAGACAGCGCUGAUGUGUACCUCAGCUUCUAUGCAGGAAGAACCUGUGGCCUUUGUGGAUCUUUUGAUGGCGAGAAUGAGAAUGAUAUGCUGCUUCCUUCCGGGGAUUUGGCAAGAUCUGCGACUGAGUUUGGAAACAGUUGGGUCGUUAAUCCUGACCAGUGCGAAGAUGUGGAUCCAGGUCCAACCGAUCCUUGCGAGGAGGUAGAGAACAGACUGACAGCAUCUAAUGAUCUCUGCUAUUACUUGAAGGAUCCUUCAGGACCAUUUGAAUCUUGCAUUGAGAUUUUGAGCCCUGACGACUACUACGACUCCUGCGUCUAUGACGUUUGCUUAACCGGUGAUGAUGCUCUGUGUGCCAGUCUCGCACAGUAUGCCCGUGCCUGCAAGAUGGAGGGAGGGGAUCCUGGCAGAUGGAGACUGGGUGUGGAUGAAUGCCAGCUGGACUGUCCUUCGAACACUGUGUACGAUCCAUGCUUCAGUGGCUGUCCAGCAACAUGUUCCUCUGCUUCCAGCUCAUUGUCCUGCAAUGCCACCUGCCAGGAGACAUGCCGAUGUGAGGAUGGACUGGUGCUCGAUGGCGGGAAGUGCGUUGAUCCAUCGCAGUGUGGUUGCACUCUGGACAACGGUGUUUAUAUUCCGUCUGGGGGAGCAUGGACCGACUCGGAUUGCACACAACACUGCACCUGUGAAGCUGGGCGUUCCCAGUGUGAUGCUUUUGAGUGCGGAGAGAACGAAGAAUGUGAUAUCAAGAACGGAGUUCCAAGCUGUUACUGCAAAGACGGCUACAUUUCUCUUGGAGAUCUCUGCUUCAGAGCUCCUGGUUACUGUCAAAUCUGGGGUGACCCUCAUUAUGUGACCUUUGACAAGAAGAAAUACAACUUCCAAGGUGAUUGUGACUACACACUGGUCAAAGAGUGUGAUAAUUCAACCGAUUUCCACCUAUGGUCCAGCAAUGGACUCUUGCGUCCAUCCGAAAAGGUUUCCUACUUGAGGGAGGUGAUCCUGGAGUUGAAAGGAAGCACCUAUUCUCUUAUCAAAGAUUUCCAAGUGCGAGUGAAUGGCAUCGAUGUGUCCAAGAAUCUGCCUUAUAUUGAUGAACAAGUCUUGAUAUACAGGGAUGUGACAUCAGUGAACCUGGUGACAGACUUCUUGUGGGUGAGCUAUAAUGGAAAGUACAGUGCUGAUGUGUACCUUAGUUACUCUUACUUCGGGCGUACAUGUGGUCUAUGUGGAAAUUUUGACGGAGACAAAUCAAAUGACCUGUUCCUUUCCACUGGAGAAAAGGCAAGAUCGGGUACCGAGUUCGGAGAUAGUUGGGAAGUAAACCCAGACCAGUGUGCUGGUAAUGACCCUGGUCCUACUGAUCCAUGUGAAGAAGGGUUGGAGAAUACUCGUGAGGAGGCUGCAGAUCUUUGCCAUUAUCUUCAGGACCCAUCUGGUCCUUUCCAAUCUUGCCACGACUACGUAGCUCCUGAGGAUUACUACCAGUCUUGUCUGUAUGAUGUAUGUGAGACGGGAGAUGAUGCCUUGUGUGCCAAUCUUGAAAAAUAUGCACAGGCUUGUAAGAAUAGUGGUGGCCAGCCUGGAAAUUGGAGAUCGUCGGUGCCAGAAUGCCCAUUGGACUGUCCUACCAACACUGUGUAUGAUCCCUGCUUCAGUGGAUGUCCAGCAACCUGUUCCUCUGCUGGAAGCACAUUGUCCUGCAAUACCACUUGCCAGGAGACAUGCCGAUGUGAAGAUGGCCUUGUUCUUGAGGAAGGAAACUGUGUGGACCCAUCCCAGUGCGGUUGCACUCUAGCAAACGGCGUCUAUCUGCAGCCUGGAGCUUCAUGGACAAGUCCCGACUGUAGCCAGCACUGCAGCUGUGAAGAGGGGCAUGCCCAGUGUGAGGAUUUCCAGUGUAAAGAGAACGAAGAAUGUGAUAUCAAGAAUGGUGUUCCAAGCUGUUAUUGCAAAGAUGGCUACAUUUCUCUUGGAGAUGUCUGCUUCAGAGCUCCUGGUUACUGUCAAAUCUGGGGUGACCCUCAUUAUGUGACCUUUGACAAGAAGAAAUACAACUUCCAAGGUGAUUGUGACUACACACUGGUCAAAGAGUGUGAUAAUUCAACCGAUUUCCACCUAUGGUCCAGCAAUGGACUCUUGCGUCCAUCCGAAAAGGUUUCCUACUUGAAGGAGGUGAUCCUGGAGUUGAAAGGAAGCACCUAUUCUCUUAUCAAAGAUUUCCAAGUGCGAGUGAAUGGCAUCGAUGUGUCCAAGAAUCUGCCUUAUAUUGAUGAACAAGUCUUGAUAUACAGGGAUGUGACAUCAGUGAACCUGGUGACAGACUUCUUGUGGGUGAGCUAUAAUGGAAAGUACAGUGCUGAUGUGUACCUUAGUUACUCUUACUUCGGGCGUACAUGUGGUCUAUGUGGAAAUUUUGAUGGAGACAAAUCAAAUGACCUGUUCCUUUCCACUGGAGAAAAGGCAAGAUCGGGUACCGAGUUCGGAGAUAGUUGGGAAGUAAACCCAGACCAGUGUGCUGGUAAUGACCCUGGUCCUACUGAUCCAUGUGAAGAAGGGUUGGAGAAUACUCGUGAGGAGGCUGCAGAUCUUUGCCAUUAUCUUCAGGACCCAUCUGGUCCUUUCCAAUCUUGCCACGACUACGUAUCUCUGGAGGAUUACUACCAGUCUUGUCUGUAUGAUGUAUGUGAGACGGGAGAUGAUGCCUUGUGUGCCAAUCUUGAAAAAUAUGCACAGGCUUGUAAGAAUAGUGGUGGCCAGCCUGGAAAUUGGAGAUCGUCGGUGCCAGAAUGCCCAUUGGACUGUCCUACCAACACUGUGUAUGAUCCCUGCUUCAGUGGAUGUCCAGCAACCUGUUCCUCUGCUGGAAGCACAUUGUCCUGCAAUACCACUUGCCAGGAGACAUGCCGAUGUGAAGAUGGUCUUGUUCUUGAGGAAGGAAACUGUGUGGACCCAUCCCAGUGUGGUUGCACUCUACCAAGUGGUAUCUAUAUUCCUGCUGAGGGAAUAUGGACCAGUCCUGACUGUUCUCAACGAUGCAGCUGCUCCAGAGGGAUAGCAGAAUGUGAGCCUUACGUCUGUGGAAGGAAUGAAGAAUGUCAAGUCAAGAAUGGUAUUCCAGAAUGCUACUGUAAAGAUGGAUAUAUUCUCGUUGAGGGAUAUUGUAUUAAGGCUCCCGGGCACUGUCAAGUUUGGGGUGACCCUCACUAUAUGACCUUUGACAAGCGGAAGUACAACUUCCAAGGAGAUUGUGACUACACAUUGGUGAGAGAUUGUCAGAACUCCAGUGGCUUCCAUCUCUGGGCUGAUAAUGAGAAACGUAAUCCUUCGGAUGAGGUAUCUUACAUCAGGGAACUGGUCCUGGAGGAUUCUGGAAAUGUCUACUCCUUGAUCUGGGACUUUGUUGUGAGGAUCAACGGUAUUGAUUACACCAAUAAUCUACCUUACUAUGGAGAUGGUAUCAUCAUAUUCAGGGACUUCCACUCGUUGAAAUUAUUGACCCGCUACAUGUGGAUAUUUUACAAUGGGAAACGCAGUGCUGAUAUUUUCUUGAGCCACUCCUACUGGAACCAGACCUGUGGACUUUGUGGAACUUUUGAUGGAGAUAAAUCUAAUGAUUGGAGUCUACCAAGUGGGCAAUUGGCCGAUUCAGUGGUAGAUUUUGGUAACAGCUAUGUUGUGAGGGAAGAUGAGUGCAGUGAUAUCAGACCAGAGCCAGUUGAUCCUUGUGAAGUGGAUUCAGAAGCCUCGAGGAAUGCAGCUGACCUCUGCUCAGUACUUUUGAACAAAGACGGACCGUUUGCACCAUGUCAUGAGUACCAAAAUCCUGAUCCAUUCUAUGAUUCUUGCAAGUAUGACAUCUGUGCACUGGGUGAUGAAUACCUAUGUGACAGCCUGAGUCAGUACGCACAGGCUUGUAGACAGGCCGGUGGACAACCCGACGAUUGGAGAUCAGAAACGCCCCAAUGUCCCUUUGAAUGUCCUGCAAAUACUGUCUAUGACCCAUGUGCUAAUGGAUGUCCAGAGACCUGUUCAUCAGCCACGAGUUCUGUACCUUGUAAUGUGACUUGUCAAGAGACCUGUCGGUGUGCUGAUGGCCUAGUGAGGGAUGGGGAUCAGUGUGUUGAUCCUUCACAAUGUGGAUGUACAUUGGAGAAUGAUGUCUAUGUUCCACCUGAAGGAGUGUGGACCAGCCCUGACUGUUCUCAACAAUGCAGAUGUUCCAGAGGGAUAGCAGAAUGUGAGCCUUACGCCUGUGGAAGGAAUGAAGAAUGUCGAGUCAAGAAUGGUAUCCCAGAUUGCUAUUGUCAAGAUGGAUACUAUUUGGUUGAUGGCUUUUGUGUUCAAGCUCCUGGCCUGUGUCAAGUUUGGGGCGACCCUCACUAUAUGACCUUUGACCAGAGAAAGUACAACUUCCAAGGAGAUUGUGACUACACAUUGGUGAGAGAUUGUCAGAACUCCAGUGGCUUCCAUCUCUGGGCUGAUAAUGAGAAACGUAAUCCUUCGGAUGAGGUAUCGUACAUCAGGGAACUGGUCCUGGAGGAUUCUGGGAAUGUCUACUCCUUGAUCUGGGAUUACAGAGUACGGGUCAAUGGCAUUGAUGUGACAGAUAAUCUUCCCUACUUUGGUGAACAGAUAAUCAUCUUCAGGUUUUUCAAAUCAUUGAAAUUGCUGACACCUUUCAUGUGGGUGUCCUACGACGGGAGACGCAGUGCUGAUAUAUUCUUGAGCUACUCUUACUGGAACCGGACCUGUGGUCUUUGUGGAACUUUUGAUGGAGAUAAAUCCAAUGAUUGGCAGCUUCAAAGUGGAGAACUGGCAAGUAACCCUACUGAUUUUGGUAACAGUUGGGUUGUGACUGUAGAUGAGUGCGAUGAUGUCAGACCUGAACCACCAGAUCCUUGUGUAGAGAAUUCCAUUACGGCUCAAGAUGCGGAAAGUCUGUGCAACAUUCUUAUUACUGAUGAUGGACCCUUUUCUCCCUGCCAUGCUUUCUUGAGUCCUGAUCCAUUCUAUGAUUCCUGCAAGUAUGAUAUCUGUGCACUGGGUGAUGAAUACCUAUGUGACAGUCUGAGUCAGUACGCACAGGCUUGUAGACAGGCUGGUGGACAACCCAACGAUUGGAGAUCAGAAACACCCCAAUGUCCUUUUGAAUGUCCUGAUAGGACAGUGUACGAUCCUUGCUUCAGUGGGUGUCCAGAGACCUGUUCCACUGCAUCGUCGCCAGUGCCAUGCAACGCAACCUGCCAGGAGACGUGCAGGUGUAUGGAUGGGUUAGUUCUCAUCGGGGAAGAAUGCGUGGACCCCUCUCGCUGUGGAUGUACCCUUGACAGCGGCUUGUACCUACCAGUUGGUGAGAUCUGGACUAACCCUGACUGCUCUGAACAAUGUUCCUGCUCAGGACCGGGGGAUCUUCGGUGUGAUCCCUUUACCUGUGGCCAGAAUUCUGAGUGUGAUGUCAAGAACGGUGUACCUGACUGCUACUGUCAAGAAGGAUAUAUUCUUUAUGAUGGUAGAUGUAUCGAAGGACCAGGACUUUGUCAAAUCUGGGGUGACCCUCACUAUUUGACCUUUGACGGUCGCAAGUAUUCCAUCCAGGGAGACUGUGAGUACACCAUGGUGCGGGAUUGUCUCAACCAGACAGACUUCCACCUCUGGGCGGACAACCGUCGCAACCGUCCUUCCUCGGAGGUAUCCUCCCUUGGCAAACUGGUCCUGGACUACGAUGGUCAUAGCUAUGCCCUCGGGAGACGUCAGAGGGUGACCGUGGAUGGUGUGAGGGUUAGCAUGCCAUUCAUAUCUCAGAAUCGGGACAUCGAGAUUUGGUCCACCGGAAGACCUGGAAAUGUGAUUCUACAAACAUCCUUUGGUCUCAUGAUCAAGCACAAUGGGCAAAGAUCAGCCGAUAUCUACCUUCAGAGGUCAUUCUGGAAUAGAACUUGUGGUCUCUGUGGAACCUUUGAUGGAAACCCUGAUAAUGAUUGGACGGAUGCUGAUGGUGUGGUCAGGCAGAGGGGAGAGAAGAAGGAUUUUGCAAACAGCUGGGUUGUGAACAGAGAUGAAUGUAGUGACAUCAUUCCAGAACCCAUCGAUCCUUGUGCCGAGGGUGCGGACACACUGAAACAAGCUGAAGACUUGUGCUACAUUCUUCUACAACCAGAAGGUCCAUUCUCACCAUGCCACGAUUUUGUUGACCCUGCCGACUACCAUACGGCUUGCAAGUAUGACCUGUGUGCCAGGCUCCCUGAUGAUGAGUAUCUCUGCGAUAGUCUGAAUGGCUAUGCAUCUGUAUGUAGACAGGCUGGUGGUGCUCCUGGCGACUGGCGGUCUGAGACUUCUCAAUGUGCCUAUGAAUGUCCUGGAGACUCGGUGUAUGAUCCCUGUGCUUCAGCGUGCCCUUCAACCUGUUCAGACCUCUCCAGCGCCUUCAACUGUACACUGCCUUGUAUAGAGACCUGUCGCUGCCCCGAUUCCAUGGUCCUAGAUGGCACCGAGUGCGUUGACCCUCGGGAGUGUGGGUGCACUCUGGACAAUAAUAUAUACCUCUCGCCUGGAGAAUCCUGGAGCAGUGAUGACUGUUCAGAGACGUGCACCUGUGUGUCUGGAGAGGUCAUCUGCAUGGAGAACACCUGUCAUCAGUUCUCUAACUGCGAUAUCAAGGAUGGCAUCAAGAAGUGUUACUGCUUUGACGGCUGGAGGGGCGAUGGCUAUAAUUGCACAAGAGAUCCUGGCACUUGCACAGUGUGGGGUGACCCUCACUACGAGACAUUUGAUGGGCGCAAGUUCCAUUUCCAUGGAGAGUGCCACUACACCCUCGUACGAGAUUGCUACAACGUGACCUCUCACCCCUCUUUCCUCAUCAGCUCUGGUAACAUCAAGAGGGACCCAGAGGAUAGGGUAGCCUAUAUCUACGAUAUCAGAUUAGAAAUCUAUGGAAAGGAUAUCUUGCUGACUUUAGGCGGUGGGGUGUACCUUGAUGGCGUCUCUGUCAAUGUUCCAGUCAGCAUCAAUUCAGGACAAAUCUUUGUCUUCACUUCAGGAAAAGAUACUGUCAUAACGACUGAUGUUGGAAUAAAGAUCCAAUGGAACAACAGAAACACGGCAACCAUCACUGUGCCUUCGUGUUACCAUGGUGCUCUUUGUGGACUGUGCGGGAACUAUGAUGCCAACCCCGAUAAUGAUUUCAGACUUCUCAACAAUGUAUUGGUAAGAAAGGCCAUAGACUUUGGCAAUGGCUGGGUUCUUCCAGAUGAUGUUAACUGUCUCGACUCUAUCGAUGAGCCAGAGCCGUGUCAAGAGAAUGAAGACUUCCUGUUUGCUCAGGAUGCUUGCUUCAUUGUAUUAGAUCCUGAAGGACCCUUUGUGCCAUGUCAUCCAUACCUCGACCCAACCCCAUUCUUUGAGUACUGUUCAUACGAUGCCUGUGCCACCUCACCCAACGAUACAGUGGUCUGUGAUGAUACCAGCGUGUACGCCGACAGGUGUAUCGAACUGGGUUACCCACCAAACACAUGGCGUUCUGCAGACUUCUGUCCGUUUGAAUGCCCCGAUGGCUUCGUCUAUUCCUCCUGUGCCCCUGCAUGCCCAGAGACCUGCUUUGACACCACCCCAGGGGAGGGUUGUGAUGAGGAAAGGGAGUGCCGAGAAGGGUGUGUCUGCCUGGAGGGAAUGGUUCUUGCUGAUGGAGAGUGCAUAGUGAGAGAGGAAUGCGGGUGUGUCUUCACAGAGGGAGACCUUGAGGUCUAUCUUCCGGUUGGUGAGAGCUUUGUAUCUGUGAACUGUUCACGUGUUUGUACCUGCGAAGCUGGAGCCAAUCAGGUGUGUGAAUCCAUGUCGUGUGACCCCAAUGCUUACUGUGGCGUCGAAGAUGGGGAGAGGAGAUGUAUCUGCAUGGAAGGAUACCUUGGUGACGGCCUGGAUUGUAUUGAAGUCACAGAAAUGCCAACCACGCCGAUGAUUACUACAACAGCUGAUUUCACCACAACACCACAGUUUACAACAGAUUUUACCACAAGAUUUACAACAGAUAUGACUACAGAUUUUACAACCCAGUUUACAACAGAUCUUACAACUGAUUUAACCACUGAGUUCACAACUGAUUUCACAACAGACAUGACUACAGAUUUAACAACACAAUUUACAUCUGCUAUAACUACUGAUUUUACAACAGAUUUCACUACAGACAUGACUACAGAUUUAACAACACAAUUCACAUCUGAUUUUACAACUGAUUUCACUACAGACAUGACUACAGAUUUAACAACACAAUUCACAUCUGCUAGAACAACUGGUUUUACAACUGAUUUCACUACAGACAUGACGACAGAUCUAACAACACAAUUCACAUCUGAUAUACAUGUAACUACUGAUUUUACAACGGAUUACACCACAGACAUUACAACUGAUAUUACUACAGAUUUGAAAACAGAUAUAAAUGAAAAAACAACAAAAUUAACUACAUAUUUGACAACUUCAGAUGUCACAACAGAUUCCACUACAGAUGUAACUUCACAAAUUACAACAGAUUUUACCACUGAUUUCACAACCAAAUUUACAAGAGAUGUUACUUCAGACCUUACCACAGAUGUAACUACAGAUUUUACCACUGAAUUUACAACUGACUCUACAACUGUAUUUACUACUGACUUUACUACAGACCUUGCCGCAGAUGCAACUACAGAUUUUACGACAGAUAUGACAACAGAUAUCACUACUAACACCAGCAGUAAAUUUACUGAAGGUUUGACUGAGCCACUUACAACAACCUCUACCACUGGCUACAGUACAGAAUAUUCAGCCAGCCCUUCUACCAAAGGAAUGACCACAGAUCUUGCCACAUCAGUGAUGAUAGAUAAUUCUACAAAGGGUAUGAGUACAGAUUUGGUGACAUUAGGAUUGACUACAGAUCAAUUGACUGUUGGAUUGACAACAGAUCCACCCACCAAGGGUGUAACAAGUGAUUUAUCAACAAUGAGAGCAACGACUGAUGUAUCUGUCACUAGUGAUCCAUUGACCAUGGGGGUGACGGAAGAUAAAUCUACAGUCGUUCUUACAACGGAUAAAUCUACAGUUGGUGUCACGGACAAGUCUACUUUGGCUGUCCCUGACAAAUCUACUGUGGGACCUACGGAUAUACCUACAUUGAGUUUAUCCACAAUGGAUAUAACAAUGAGCAUGCUGUCCAAAGGAUUGACCACAGAGUCAUCCACCAGAGGGUUGACAACAGAUUUGGGAAUAGUUUCUGAACCUCCUGAAAUAAGCACAACUAACAAAAUGACAACAGAACAGACAUCAGACAAGUCAACUGUGCUGGUUACAUCAGAGAGAACGGUGUCUACUGUUGUGGAUAGCAAAACAACAACUGAACAGUCCAUUUUUACCACACCUAAAAGAGAUCUUUCCACUAAAGCUAUGUCUGAUUUUACAAGUAAUCAAAUAACGACUGACAACUUUAGUCCAACUAGUCGAUUACUAACUCGAGACCUCACAGAAAUAAAGACCACUACUAUCUUGCCAACUGAUAAUUUUUCUUCUGUAGGAAGUACUGCAAAGGCAGUCAUUUCAACAGAAUCAAUAGAGGUUACCACAUCCAAGACAACCCAAGGGUCUGAAGCAAAAACUACCGAUGAAAUAGGAGCUACUACAAGGCCAGUCACUCCUACACAAAGAAUAGAAUCAACAACUCGGAUGAAAACCCAAGUUUCUGAUGUUGCCACUACUGACAAAGUAGAUAUUCAAACCACUAGCUUGCCAGUGUCAACCACAUUCACGACCCCCGUAUUCACAACAUCCGAGAUUUUGGAUAAUAGUACAACAAUAGAGACUACCACUGACUUGACAAGUUUACCAGUAAUAGACAACUCAACCACAAAGGGGCUUAGCACUGAGCCACCUUCCACCAAAUCCACUACCACAAGUGCCCUUGAGUACACAUCAAUACACACAACAGAUAUGGUUGUCAUAGAAACUACAUCAAGGGGUGUGACAUCAAAAAUCGAUGUUACCACAAGAGACUCGGGAACCACUGAAAAGUCUGCUGAUAUCACUACAUCUGCCAUUGCUAGCACAAAGGCAAUGAGCUCUCCCGAUAUGUCUACACCAGAAAUAGAACUAUCGACAACAUCUGGCGGGGGAACUCCUACAGCACCCAUCAUGGUUUCCACGACGCAAGAGCAAGCAGAAGUGACCACCAGUUCAGGGUUCAGUACCACUGGUGAAGUUGUUAGAACUGAUGCAACAACUGUUGAUGUGGGUUCAACCACCACCACCACAGGGCAAGCAACAUCCACAACUGAAGUUGGUAAUGCUACCACUCCAGUCAUGGUGACAAGUUCUGAUAUGGGUUCGAGCACCACAGAGCAAGGAACGUCAACAACUGAAGUUGGUAAUUCUACCACUCCAGUCAUGGUGACAAGUGACGAUAUGGGUUCAACAUCUGCCACAGAGCAAGCAACAGCCACUUUCACUGAAGUUCUGAAUGCCACCACUCCUAUCAUUGUGACAAGUGAUGCUUUGGGUUCAACAAUUACUACAAAUCAAGGAACAUCCACAACUGAAGUUGGAAAUGCAACCAUUCUAGUCAUGACAAGUGAAAUUGUUGUCACGAGUGGCGGACAGACAACCAGGUCAGGGACUAGCGCAAAGGUCUCUACUGUUGCAGCCGUUUCUAGCACUGAGGCUGGCACCCCAACAGACAUUAUGGCUCCUGCUACUACAACAGAUUCUCUUACUACGUCAAGCCUUGCAAGCGAUGGGACUACAACUUCUGCAACAACUUCAGAGGAACCACGAUUAACUACAAAGGAUUUGACAACUACGGCAACAACUCUUGGCAUGACCACUGAAUCGAGACAGACAACCAGAGGACAGACAACUCAAGAAACGACGACGGAGGCCCAGACAACUACGCCCCCUAUCGAAACGUCCUCUUGUCGCGUUUGGGGCGACCCUCAUUACGUAACAUUCGACUCUAGAACCUUCCACUUCCAAGGUCAGUGUAACUACACGCUCGCGAAGCUUUGCAACGAGUCUCUGGAAAAUGAUGAUCGUUCGUGGUUCGACAUCGUCAUCGACAACAGAUUAAAAGUCGUGGACGGUUCGACGUCAUACCUCAGACAGAUUUAUCUCAAUAUUUCGUCACAUACAAUUUCGUUACUACAAGGUCGUGUUGUAUUGCUUGAUGAUGUUCUCCAACGCCUCCCUUACUACUCUCCAAGUGGGCUCUACAUUACCUAUGCUGGUCGAUACGUGGUUGUGUCGACCAGUACAGGUUUGGUUCUGCGAUGGGAUGGUGACGGCGGGAUAACACUGACUUUACCUCCAGCCUACAGCGGCGCCACCUGUGGUCUAUGUGGAGACUUCAACGGAAAAGCCUCCGAUGAUUUCGCUCUUCCCGACGGCUCAUUGGCGUCGAAUUCAACAUCUUUUGCUCAGGGAUGGAGUCUCGAUGAUGUCUGUGCUGAUAUCAACCAAGUAGACCCGUGCUCUUCCGACUUAGAACUACUUUCUAAUGCUCAAAGUAUAUGCAGUGUUCUUUCAAGUGGCGAAGCAUCUGCCUUUUCAGACUGCCAACAAUCUGUUGAUUCUACAUUCUAUUAUGAAUCGUGCGUCUACGAUGUCUGUGCCGAGCUACCGGGCGAAGGUGGAGCCAACUGCGACGCAUUCGCCGCCUACCACCAGGCUUGUCUGGACGAAGGUCACACGUUUACUGAAGAAUGGAGAACCCCGGGCUUAUGUGAAUCGGCAUGCAGUAGCAAUGCGACGUACCAGACCUGUACCUCAUCUUGCCCCGCGACAUGCCCUGGUCGCGCCGUGGAUCCUCCGUGCGAUACCCGAUGUGUGGAAGGAUGCGCUUGUGAUGGCGGGUACUUACUAGACGAUGACGCAUGCGUACCUAUCAGCCGUUGUCAUUGUGAGCGUGAUGGAUCCUUCUAUUCCGCUGGAACUUCAAUACUCUCAAGCAGUUGCUCUGAAUUAUGUACGUGUGUGAAUGGACUUUUCAUGUGUGAAGUGGUCUCAUGUGAUGAGAAUGCAAGCUGUGGAAUAGAUGCAAACAAUGAUACGACAUGUGUCUGUAAUGCUGGUUAUGAAGGAGAUGGGUACACUUGCUUGGCCAUUGUAUAUGAUCUUCAGGUAUGCACUGUCUAUGGUGACCCACAUUAUGUCACCUUUGAUGGACGAGACUUCACCUUCCAAGGAGAUUGUGUACACACAUUGGUCACCUCAGAUUGCAUCAACGGUACCUCAGACGAAACCUUCAGUGUCAUGGCUACAGCGGCGAAGGAUGGUGCUGCAGACAACUUCACGUACACCAGGGAACUUAGUGUGAAUGUUAACGGACUGGCUAUCACCAUGACAACUACUGAUAUAUUCCUUGAUGGUGUGCGUGUCAAUGUUCCUUUCUACAAGAGCAAUGUAUACUUUACACAGAGUGGAGAAUAUAAGGUUGUGAUGACUGGCUAUGAUCUGGCAGUAAGAUGGGAUGGAGUGAGCACAGCCGAGGUGUGGCUCUCCGAGUACUACGCCAGCAAUGUGUGCGGACUGUGUGGUAACUUGGACGGUGACGUUAGCAACGAUUUCACCAAACCUGACGGGUCGGAAGCAACAUCCAGUGAAGAGUUUGGGGACAGCUGGAGUGAUGGUAGUCUAUCAUGUCCAAUGACACCUCCGGACGUUGACCCAUGUGCUUCAGAUACCACCCUCAGGGAUAUUGCUAUCUCACAAUGCUCAAUUUAUCUCAAUGAUACAGAUGUGUUUGGAGAUUGCCAUUCAUCAAUCCCCUUGGAUCCUUUUUAUGAGAAUUGUUUGUAUGAUAUGUGUGCCACAAACGUGGAUACUUCUGUGCUAUGUAACAUCGUUGAGGUGUAUGCUACACGAUGUGAGCUUCAGACUGAUUGGAGACGCACUGUAGAUGGUCCCUGUGCUUAUGAGUGUCCAGCAAACUCUGUGUACAGCUCUUGUGUGACAGAAUGCCCCUCAUCCUGUGCCGACCUCGGAACAAUUGAACAGUGCACAAGUCUAGAGCUGGGAUGCACAUCUGGAUGUGUAUGCGAGGAAGGAUUUGUGUACGAGGGCGACCAGUGUAUUGUCUCUAGUCUUUGUGGGUGCACCUACGAUGGCCUCUAUUUCAUGAGCAACGAAGAGUACAUCCCAGAUGGAUGUGGCCAGCGUUGCGUGUGUGAUGGUUUAACCCACAUGAUGGCAUGUGAAUCCAUCCAGUGUGCUUUCAACGGUAUUUGUGAGAUCAGGGACGGAGCCAGAGCAUGCUACUGUCAAGAUACAGCGAAUGACGACACCUGCUACAAUGCAACAGUGGGAUACACCAUUACCCUUGAGCAUGCUACAAGGUCCACCCUGACUAUCGCCUGGACAGCAGACCAGGCGGUCACAUCGGUCAUUAUCCAGUAUCGUGUCCUAGAUGAUGAGGUCUGGUCAAACAGCUCCAACGUGGAUGCAACAAGGCAGAUUAUUAUCCUGGAUGGUUUGACAGCCUCACAGUCCUAUCAAGUUAGAUUUGUGUUUGUAGGGGAUUCCUUCUAUACGAGGUCAUCUGUUGAGGUGUUUGAUACCUGCUCUCCCGGAGUGCAGGGUCCAGAGUGUACAACAGACUACAGCAGCACAAGUGCAUAUGACUUCAAUCUGGUGUAUGCCACCAGCGCCUCUCUGGAGCUUGAAUGGACCCUACCUGGGAUCGUGGAAAUCCAAUGGGUGCGCCUCCGGUACCGCGAAUCAUCCACAGAUCCUUGGAACAACGGCACUCUCCUAGAAAGCAUGGCGACCUCCGAUGUCAUCCAGGGUCUGGCUGAGCUGACAUCUUACCAGGUACAGGUGGUCAUCGGACUGUCCAGCGGGGAGCAGGCAGAGAGUGCCGUACUGACCUUGCUAACCUGUAGCGGUGGGAUGGCUGGUCUCAACUGUGAAGGAGCUGUCCCCAUUGAUGCAAGCGUGGACACGGUCAGUAGUGACUUUGUGACAGUAACCUGGACAGUGUACGUGACCGUCGACCAAGUAGCCGUCCAACACCGUGUCACCACCUCUCCACAGGCCCGCAUCCUAAUCACUGCCGAUGGUUGGACCGAGGAGCCACCAGUUCCAGCGGAUCGUGGGUUGUACAACAUAGAAGGGUUGGAGCCAGGUGUGACGUAUGACUAUCGUCUCAAACUGAUCAAUGACACGCAGGAACGGUUUGGAGAAACUAAUCAGGUUACGCUGUGUCCAGAAGGAUUCCAGGGCGCUAAUUGUGAAAUCAACUAUGCAGAACUCGGAGCUUACGAUGUUCGCCUUGUCGAAGCCAUGUCCUCAUCGCUCAAUGUCACCUGGAAGACCACUGUUUCCAUCAUCUGGUCACAGGUGCAGUACAAACGGACUUCGGAUACCUCUGACCUGUGGGUGUCCACCAACCAGCUCCAACCCUCGGAGACAGAGGUGCUUCUGAGUCCCCUGGUGGAGGAUACAGCAUACAGCGUCAGGGUACUUGUCACCAGAAUGGACGCAUCUUCCACCAUCAGCGAUGUGGUCCAGAUGAAGACCUGUGUGGCAGGUUUCAGAGGUCUCAACUGUGAGAUUGAAACGCCAGUUGUUACCAGUACACCCAGUCCAACCACCAUGCAGACCUCACCUCCUACAGAAGCCACCACCAUAGGACUGACCACACCCUCUACCAUGGGGGUGACUUCACCCCCUUCCAAUGCUCCUACCACCAUUACUGCACCCCUCUACAUCAUUGAGACUAUUGGAAAGACCAGUACGUCUCUGACAUUCAGUUGGGCUCUCCAGCAAGCCAGUGUGGCUCAGGUAUCAGUGGAGUACAAACCAAAUCUUUCCCAGAUAGCUUGGACACAGGUUCCUGCUUCCUCCCCAGAACAAACAUCAUUCACAAUCAACGGAUUGGCCCCAGCCAUAAGCUAUGACAUCAGACUUAUGCUGGUGUAUGAAGAUACAACAGAGGCCUAUGGGGACACAUAUACACUGCAAACAUGCAGUGAGGGAUUCAGAGGUGUUGAUUGCCAGACUGCCGAGGAGUCACCAUACAGGAUCCAACUAACGCAUGUCAACAGUCUGUCCAUCACCACUGAAUGGACGUCCCCAACUUCUGCGACCGAUGUAGUCCUACAGUACAGGAUCAGCGGCGGGACGUGGAACAACGGCUCUGUAGUGGCACGUUCAAGGGGAUUCUACAUCCUGACAGGUCUGGAUGAUAACGAGUCAUAUGACCUGAGAGGACUCUUUGCAGAGGAGCAGUCCGUCGAGUUCAGCGAUGUGAUCAGUGCCAUGACCUGUGAACAGGGCUUUGCUGGGGAAACCAUGUGUGACACUGACUACUCGGAAGUUGGGGCAUACGAUGUGGUUUUGAAUACAGCUACCAGUACCUCAUUGACUAUAACAUGGGCUGUGAGUGUUUCGACAGAGUGGCAUAUGGUUCAGUACAGAAUUGAUUCAAACUCCAUUACCCCCGAGUGGUUCAACUCCACCGAGCUGAAUGCCAGCACCACAAGCUUUACCAUCGAGGACCUCGAACCCAGUGAAACCUACAGAAUCCGGGUCUUGACCCGUAGGACAUCGGUGGCUGGUCGAAGGAAGCGAGCUGACAUUGCCGAGAAUGUAGGCAUCAGCGCCGAGGUUCUCUAUGUCACCUGUCAGAACGGACUUCAAGGACUCAACUGUGAAGAUCCAGUUGUUGAUCCAUCCACCGAACAGCCGACUGAACCGCCCACUUUGCCCCGGCGUACAACAGUCGCACCAUCAAGUGUUCCAUGGAGGGAUAUUCUGAUCGGUCUUUUAGUGGUCUUCGGAAUUCUUGUUAUCAUCUUAAUCUUCAUUAUCAUCCUUAUUUAUGGCAAGGUCAAAAGGAGACGGACCCAGAUGGCUAAAAUUCAAGAGGUCAACAGCGGCACCCAACGGGGAUACAGACAGUCGGAUGUCCUCUACGCGACGGACAGUAACUCAUACACAUCAUCGGAGGUCGACGAUCACCACAAUGGUGUCGACUAUGGUCAAGAUGUGGUUGCCGACCCAGGUCAUGUCCGCAUCAGCAUGGUUGGUCACCGUGACAACAUGCGUGAUGCGGGAACCAGUACAAGAUGGACGAAUAGUCCGGGAUAUAACAAUGGGAUGUACAGAUAUAACGCAGCUUAUGACCCCUCAGAGGCUGACAAUAUGUAAUGUCUAAUGAAAAUAUGAAACAUACCCCCCGCUUUAGAAUAGCUGGCAAUAUUCGAAGCACUAGUAUUUAAAACAACCGAUCCAUAAUAUGUAGUAUGUCAUUCUUAGGAUGUGAUAACUAAAAUUUCAAAAGAUGCAAUGACAUAAAUUAUCUCACACAUUAGGCUGCUAGAUCAAUGCAACUUAAUGAAUUCAAUUUAAUGAAUUUACAGAGGCUGAAAAGAUAUAUAAUGUGCAAGUUUAAGUUUGAUUAUUUUCACUGAUAGAUCAAGUUAAUGAAUAAAUAAAUCAGAUAAGAAGCAUUAAUUAAUUUUGUACUAAUUCGUCAAUCACGCUGACAAGUGAUCAAUAGUAAUGUUUUUAUUUAAUAGGAUAUUUUAUAACUGUAUUGAUGCAUAAUUGUAUCAUUUAGAGCUGUUUUAUAUCAAUUGCUUUGUAUAUCAGCUCCAGAGUGAAAUUGCAUAUAAGAAUUAAAUUACAAACAUAUUAAAUGAACAAAUAGAAUUGGACUAUGUGUACCUAGAAUUAGGCAACAAUCUUCCUUUACAGCUGCAUGUAUUUGAAAGAAAAAAUAUACAGUACAAGACAUGGGUAUCCAAAUUUAUACUUUUUAUUUCUUCUUAAUAUAUUGAUGAUUGUGCAUAUAUCAGUAUUAAAUUUAUGUUGAUUUAACAGCUGAUAAACCCAAAGAGUGUUAUCCAUAUGUUUUAUAUACAUGUAUAAGUAUAUACUUGGGAUGACGUAUAAUUACAUUCAAGUUGUAUAAUUUUCAUUGGUUCUCAACUUUGAUAGAAUACUUUACCGACUUUUUGUAUUCAGUUCAUCUAUCAACAAUAUGUCACUCCAAAUCUAAAAUAUAUCCUAGGAGUACAUUAAUUUUUUCAUUUUUGAGACAUUGAUUACUUGGUAGGCAUAAGUGAUUGUGACUCCUGUUUUCAUUUAUAAUGUCUAAUUUUGCAAAGUGUUGAUUGUAAACGAUUGCAUAGACGAUAUGACCUCCAGUGACUGCUUACGUCUACUUAUAAAGGUAAAAUGCUGGGAUAUGUGACUGGAAUUUGACUUGAGAUGUUAUUUAUCCAAGUGAAAUGAAUAGUACGGAUAUCAAUUAGUUAUUCCCAAGUAUUUAAUUGUCAUGUUUUUCUUUCUAUUGAUGCACACAAUAAAGAGAGUUGAUUAUUAUAAUGAAUUGGUUAAGGAAGAGCAGUGGAAAAUAACAGUCUUGGUAUUUCAAUCUUAUUAUUGUGAUGCAUCUAUUGCCUUGUCUGUUCUGUCAAGAAAGAGGUAAUGUAAUUGACUCAAGUGCUUAAGAAUGUAAACAUAGAACAUAAAUGUUUGAUGAAUGGAUAUAUAAUGUCUUUCAGACAGAAACUUCGCAUAUUUUUUCUAAAAUGAUAGCUCCUUUCACAAAGCAAAUUUUCUUCCUCGUAAUUAUUAUCAAUAGGUACAAUAAUGAUUACUGCAUUCCCUUUGAUAUUAAUAUAGAUGCUGUCAUUUGAAUAUAAAUAGUUUACAUGGUCAUACUGAAAACAAAAGUUUUAUAUGAAAGAGUGCCUUAUUUAUUUUACAUUGAAUUGAAAUUAUGACUUUUCGGCAUUUUUAAAUCUUAUUAUUUUUUAUUCAUAUUUAGUUUCACAUAUUUUUUUCGCAAAAUAUUCACCUCAUAUAAGUAAACUACUGCAAAUCAUAAUUGAAAUAUAAUGUCAUUUCCUCUUUUUUUCUCUUUUAAUUAGUUAAGAUCCAAUUAUUUUUCUAUGCUGAUGAAAAUGUACUUUGAAUACACAGUAUAUUUUUACCCCAUGUAUCAUGUUAAAUGUCUGACAAACUUUUUGUCAUAUUUUAAAAAUUGUUUUAAUUAAAAGCUUAC
Molecule: messenger RNA, 41776 nt
Organism: Lytechinus pictus (painted urchin)
Lineage: Eukaryota; Metazoa; Echinodermata; Echinoidea; Temnopleuroida; Toxopneustidae
Exons: 194
Coding region: 1-39912 (13303 amino acids)
Molecular function (GO): protein binding; calcium ion binding
Source: RefSeq, a predicted model, not a curated record